Messenger RNA from Sporothrix schenckii 1099-18, 1821 nucleotides. RefSeq names its product endoglucanase. Lineage: Eukaryota; Fungi; Ascomycota; Sordariomycetes; Ophiostomatales; Ophiostomataceae. The coding region runs from base 1 to 1821 and encodes 606 amino acids. Gene Ontology annotation, cellular component: extracellular region; cell surface. Gene Ontology annotation, biological process: glucan catabolic process. The transcript has 2 exons. Gene Ontology annotation, molecular function: beta-glucosidase activity. The record is from RefSeq and is a predicted model, not a curated record.
AUGGUCUUCCUGAAAGUCGCCACGCCAGCCGUGGCCGUGGCCGUGUCUCUCUUCUCGCUGCCGUCGGCCUCAGCUUCGCUCACCGCCGGCAACUGCACCGCGCCGUUUGUGCCCAUCACGGCCACCGAGUUUGUCCAGAACCUCAACCCGGGCUGGAACCUGGGCAACACGCUCGACGCCGUCCCCGACGAAGGCUCCUGGAACAAUCCCAAGGUGACGCCGGACGUGUUUGCCACGGUCAAAGCGUCCGGCUUCCGCAGCGUGCGCAUCCCCGUGACGUAUGCGGACCACUUUGUAAGUGGCAGCCCGGCGUGGACGAUCAACAGCACGUGGCUGGCGCGCGUCGCCGAGGUGGUGCAGAUGGCCACCGACGCCGGCUUGUAUGUGGUGACCAACAUGCACCACGACUCGUGGCGGUGGGCGGACGUGACCAAGGAGGGCGCGAACCAGACGGAGAUUGCGGAGAAGUUUGCGGCGGCGUGGCGCCAGAUUGCGCGGACGCUGGCGUGUGCGCCGUCGUCGGUCGCGCUGGAGCCCAUCAACGAGCCGCCGGCCAAUACGGCCGAGGACGGCCAACGGCUCAACCACUUGAAUCAGCUGUUUCUGGCGGCCUUGACCGACGGGCACAACCCGCAGCGGGUGGUGACGCUGGUGGGCGGUGGUGAGGACGCGGAGAAGUCGUCCUUGUGGUUCGAGCGGCCGGCCAACACGACGACGAACCCGUGGACGAUUCAGUUUCAUUAUUACAGUCCAUGUAAGCCCAUGACGUGGACGAACAAAGCGAGGGAGGAUGGAGGACGGCGAACGAGCGGAGCGAACUCCUUCAUCUUUGGGGCGUGGGGCAAGACGAUCUGGGGCUCCGAGGACGACAAGGCGGCCGUCGUGUCCGACCUCACGGCGAUCCACAACAACUUUACCGAUCUGCAUCUCGUGCUCGGCGAGUUCGAUGCAAGCCCGACCAACGUCGAGGCCAGUGCCCGGUGGCGGUACACGGACUUCUUGGUGCGCACCGCACGGUCGCUCAACAUCAGCGUCAUGUAUUGGGACAACGGCAUCGACAACCUGGACCGCGCGGCGGAGCAGUGGCGCGACCCAACGAGCGCCGACCUGGUUGUCAGCGCGGCCACCGCAAAGCCGGGCGUGGUCAACAGCCUGCCAGCCGGGACGACAAACGACACGGGUGCGGCGGCCACGACACAGGCGACGUCGGCGUACGUGUUCCAGCGCGUGGGCGCGCCGAUCACCGACCAGGCACUGCCGUACCUGUUCAACGGCAACAACGUGACGGCCAUCCGCGACGGCAGCGCUGCUCUUGCGGCCGGAAACGACUACGCGGUCAACAGCACGCACAUUCUCUUGAGCGCGUCGUACCUCGCCAAGCACUUUGCUCCCACCGCCCCAGCCGGCAUCCGGGCCAACCUCACCAUUGUCUUUUCCGGCGGCGCCGUCGCCAUGCCGCUGCAGCUCGUGCUCUGGGACGUGCCCGUGCUGGCCUCCACCACGUCCGUCGCCAGCCUCAACACCAGCGCGGACGACGAUCUCGCCAUCCCCGUGGCCUACAAGGGGCUGCCGCUCGUCGCUGCCGUCCGCCUGACGUCGCUCAACGGCACGGGCCUCGUCGACACCUGGACGCAGUACCUGGGCCCGCUCCAGCAGCAGCGCGCCACCUACAACAGCCACUGGAAGUUUGACGAGGGGCACGUCAUCAUCACGGCCGAUGCACUCAAGACGGUCGUGGCCACGCGAGAGCCGGCCGUGUUCACAUUUGAGUUUUAUCCGCGCACGCCGGGAAAUGCAGUGAACUACACCUUGACUGUGUAG